Molecule: messenger RNA, 1467 nt
Organism: Solanum stenotomum
Lineage: Eukaryota; Viridiplantae; Streptophyta; Magnoliopsida; Solanales; Solanaceae
Product: probable disease resistance protein RF45
Exons: 2
Coding region: 507-1271 (254 amino acids)
Source: RefSeq, a predicted model, not a curated record
CUUUGGCAGCAUAUGAAGAAUGACUCUGUUGAGAUCUCUCACAUCCUGUCAUUGAGUUACAAUGAUUUGUCGUUUGAGCUCAAGCAGUGCUUUCUAUACAUUGGCAUUUUCCAAGAAGAUCAUGUGAUCAACGCUGAAAAGUUGAUGUAUCUGUGGCUGGCGGAGGGAUUCAUACCAAGAAUUAGAGAAGAGCAUAUGGAGGGUAUUGCUGAAAACUUCCUAUAUGAGCUAAUAAGUCGAAGCUUGAUUCAAGUGGGGGUGACAUUCUUCGAUAAAAUUCUUACAUGUAGGAUACACGACCUACUUCGGGAUCUUGCAGUACAAAAGGCCAUUGAGGUUCACUUGUUUGACAUUUAUGAUCCAAGAGUAAACUCGGUCACUCCAUUUCGUCUCCGGCAUGCUAUUCAUGCGCAAACUCAAAGGUAUCUUUCACUUGAUGUUUCUAAGUUGAAGGUAAGAUCAAUAUUGUUCUUUGAUAAGGAAUUUAGGAUGUUGGACCACAGUAAAUGUCUAUGAUAUGCUGUACGACGUUCCCGCAUCUAUAUGUGCUGGACUUGGAGAACAUCCUUUUUGAUGGUAAUGAACUAACUAAUGCAAUAGGCAAUUUGGUACACCUCAAGUUCUUAGGCUUGUCUAACACCAAUGUUUUCAAACUCCCACCUUCCAUUGGCAAACUAAAAAGCCUACAAACACUGCAUGCAUUGAUAUUUGACAAUUGCUCAUGCAAACUACCUCCUCAGAUAGCCCAGCUCACAAAUUUGAGACAUUUAGUUUCUCGAUAUGAGGUUCCUUUGCAAGUUGACAAGCUGACAAAUCUACGAACUCUUAAAUAUAUUCGUUGUGAUCAGUGGAAAGAUACUGAUGCUUCUGGUUUAGUCAACCUUCAAGAAUUGGGCAUGGAAAAAAUUAUGAAAUCUUACUCCCUAAAAUCCAUUGGCAGUCUGAAAAGCCUCACCAUAUUGUUUCUAGCUUGCCAAUAUGGUGAAACUUUUCCAUCCCUUGAACCUCUUUCUUCUUGUGAAAACAUUCGCAGAUUGUGGUUAUCAGGGGGAAUAGAAGAAUUAGCUGAUUUAAACAAGCUGCCGAAAUCUAUCACUGUGUUAGUCCUACAGUCUGCAGGACUCGAGGAAGACCCAAUGCCAAUUCUGGGAAAAUUUCCAAACUUAAAGCAUCUUGAGUUAUCGCGGGCUUACAAGGGAAUGAAAAUUACUUGCAAGGGCAACAGUUUUGGUCAGCUGGAGACCCUAAGCUUGGUAAUCUUGAAAAACUAGAAAACUGGCAUCUUGACACAACUGCUAUGAGUUUGAUUAAAAGUUUGACUGUAUUUGAGUGUCCAAAGCUGAAGAAAAUUCCAGAAAGAAUGGAACAUAUUGCGGUGCUUGAUGGUAAUCAAAGCCAAAGCGAGUACUAUUAUCGGUUCCCAAAUUAACUAGUUAGGAACUUGCUGCAUAUCUGAAGCUUUUGAGG